AUGCCUCCGCGUUCUACUUACCGGCUUGCUGUCUGUCGAUGUAUCACUCAUUGUUGCGGUCAGCAGCUAUACAUCGAUGCCAAUGGAGAAGAUCAGAAUGGCAAUUGUGUCAGUGUUGCGACAAUGAAGGCCCAUCAACUGGCAGACCAGUUUCGCCACUUGUCUGUCCACGCUCCUCAAGACUUGUUUCCAACCCCGCGCCCUCACAUACCCACCAAUUCGCAGUCCUCUUCCUCCCAAGAUUCGCAACCGGGUACACCAACGCACAGCUCAUCUUCUCGGAGCAGCCAUGAGGCUCGUCAUGCGUCUCCCGAAGCUGGCGGUAGUAAUGAUCCACCACGAGCUCAUGGAACUGAAUCUCAAAAUCAGGCCUCUUUUGAUACAACGUUAUACAUGUCACAUAAAGUAUAUGGCAUUGAUCCGGUCCAGCUGUAUCCUCUUUUGUUCGCUGCGUCACUUGCGGUGUUUGCGAAUUUAUCAUCCCUCAACUUGAAUUGGGUUUUGAGGUCCCAACGUGAUUACAUCCAAUUAGUCAAAGAGGCUGGAUCGACGUCUACUGAGGCCCGCACGAAAUUAUUAUAUACUCAACAAAGAGAACUUGAAGAACUACCUGUUGACAUUUCAACAGUUUUUGUUGCACUCAAUCUCAACCCUUGCCUUGCAGUCCUCAACACUUGCCCAUCGUGCUUUGCUUUAUACCGGAUCGGUCACACUCCAGAGCUAUGUAACUUCCCCGUGAACACCGUCCCUGGGUUAUUUGAAUCGGCAUUCCUUCCACCUUCGCUCGAAAUUCCAGAUGUCCACGUGGUCCAAGAAGGCGCUGUCACUUGUUCUCGACCGCUGUUCAAGGACCGUCGUCCCAUCCGUCAAACUGGAUUCCAGGACCUCGAGGCAUGGCUUGCACGUCCUUCAGAACGUCAAAAGAUUUUCGAGAAUCACGGCGUGCGCUAUUCCGUCCUCCUCGAGCUAGACUACUGGAAUUUAAUCGACUUUCAGGUCGUUGAUUCAAUGCACAACCUCUUAUUAGGGUUACUCAACUGGCAUUGCCGUCGUUUUUGGGCUAUGCAAGAUGACGAGGAGGACGAACCAGAGCCACGACCAGCAACUGUACCUGAGAUUCAAGAUUUACUUAAUGAUAUGGCUUCCGAACACUCUGAAGAACCUUUUGAUUCGGUACCCGGCGACCUUCCAACAUCAGCAUCUGGCGUGCAUUUUAAUGACCUGGCCUGCAGUACAGAUAAUUCAUCCACAGAUCCAGACUUUGAGAACACAGGUUGGAAUGAGUGGUGCCUCCUGUCAAAAGAAGCUUCAGCUCGUUAUUCUCCGUUUAUUACCUUGGCAAGACACGUACCACGUAUAACUCGGGACGGGAUCAUCUUUUCCACCAAAUCUGACAAUCCGAACAACAGUGUAGUAAUUACUAAAUCACUCCGAGGCGGCAUCAUAACCUUUGGUCAGAUAGACCUCAAAUCAGUGAAUGCACGUAGACUACUUGGGAUCCGUGGAUGCGUAGUAAGGGAUGUGCUUGGAUUAAAAGCAACUGAUAUAUUAUAUUACAUGGCAGAAUACAAAGAUGAAAUGAAAUACAAGACUUCACAAUACAGAGAAAAGGCUGGAUUAUAUAGAUUUCAGCAUUGUGACAAGACCAACAUAACUCCUAGCUUUUGA
Molecule: messenger RNA, 1668 nt
Organism: Melampsora larici-populina 98AG31
Lineage: Eukaryota; Fungi; Basidiomycota; Pucciniomycetes; Pucciniales; Melampsoraceae
Exons: 6
Coding region: 1-1668 (555 amino acids)
Source: RefSeq, a predicted model, not a curated record